AUGACCGAGAAUUGGUAUACCACUUGCCCCGAACUGGCUCAACGCGAUCCGUACCAAUAUCCCCUCAAUGAGUUCCCUCCGUCAGCGCCUGUCUCGCCCCCGUCGGAGAUCAGCUCACCCAAUCAGUCUUUGCCUGCACGGAUCAAUAAUCUCGCGUCCAGUGAUCUGAAAAAAGAUCUAACUUUCGGCAUGGCGACCGCUGCCGAGUAUGCGGAACACCAUCGUGGGAUCUCUCCUGUCAAAGCGGGGUCCCACUAUUCGCCGUUGGAGCCGUACCAGUCGGAUCCAUAUGAUCCAUUUUUGACAGCACAGCCCUCUGAUCCCGAGCAAGGCGAGUUCGAUGCGAGCGCCUUUCGUCUGACCUCCAAGACUGGGGCUGUUGCCGAUGACCCGUCUUCUGUGGAGGGAGCCGAUUGCUUCGCCGGGCAGCCUCAGGGGUGCACAUUCCAGGACUCCAACAAGGUCGCAAAUUUGGGGGAGGACAUCUCGACACUCAAAGUGACAGGUGCUGACUCCGCGUUUCUGGAAAGCCCGCUUCAGGUGUCCGGUCUAAGCUCGGGGAAUCUGUCUUCAAUUGCUGCCAUUGAUACGAAAUGGCUGACAUCUGAGACGGUCGACCCGACCCUCUAUACAAGCGCAGAGUACAUGAUGCCCAGUCCGUCAUCCAUGCCGGAGGUGGCAUCGGUGCAGCAUCAUCUCAACACUAUGCUGGCCGAAAAUACAUUGGCUUUGACAAGCCAGGACAGCAGCUCGAUUGAGGAUCCAUCUCAAGGUCCACCUAGAUUGACAAUCUCCACGGACUAUACCUCCAUUCCAAUGAGGGGACGGAGCCCUAUCAUCACCAUUUCAGCGACGUCACGCGGAGACUCGCCGGAAGAGCAGGCCAUCGAGGCAUUUCCCAGUUCCUCAUUCCUUUCGCCCUCUGGCCAUCAAGAUGGCUCAAUCAAUCAUGAAAAUCGGGAGAAUGAUCUUUUCUUCCCCGGUUCUGCUUCUGCAGAUUUCGCACACAGCGUUGGCCUUUCGCAGAGCCAUGCAGAUGCCCGUCACGGGCUAGAUCCUCAUUCCCGGGGGCAUGAAUAUGGCCCGAGCCCUAAUGAGAUCGAGGCGCAGCUGAAGCAGAGCCGGAAAAAUGAAGAGAUUGAUCGCUGGCAGAAAAGUGUGUCUGAAGUCAACAGUGAUGCUGGCGAUGAACCGUCAAAUGUCCCGAGAGGCCGUCAAAAGGUCUCGAAUCGCAUACGCGCACUAAGCACCGGUGAUCGGCCUCUUCGGCACGUCGAUUAUUUCAACUUGACCACAAGCCAACGUUCAAUUGUGGGACCCGGUCUGAUGGUGCAUGAAAGUAGUGAGGAGAGCAAUGCAAGUGAAGAUGAUUCGGAAGGUAACUCGUCACCAGAUGGCCUUUCACUGGUUACUGAUGAUCAGCACCCGGAGGCCUCUUCUCCCCCCGUGAUAGUUUCGUCAGAUCUCACUGGGUCCCCGAAAGAGGCCUUCCCCAUGUAUUCACUCUAUGAUGUGUCGCGCGAACCCGUUAGACAGCAGCCUCAAACCUCUGCAUUUGCAAUGGCCAAGUUCGAGGAACGCGCGAGAGAGCAGGACGCGGCUUCCAUCACGGCGACCAUAGAUCAAAACAGUAUCAGAAACCUCAGCCUAAGCCUUGAGCAGUCUCUGAGAUUCCCAGAAACGAAGAGAAAGACUGGCAGCUGGAGUAGCAGCUCUCUCUUCAAACGUGGAGUCCAGCAAGCGCAACAGAGGUUGAAGAGACAGGCCUCGGACUUGUCACUGGCCAGUGCCAAACCCCCGGAGCAAUAUACGGACACAGUCCCCGUCGCCAGCCAACGAAAAGAGAGUACUAGCUCCAGCUACCGACAUCGAUUGAGCUUAUCCGGCAGACACUCGCCAAGGCCGCACACUCGCUCCCCAAGCUUAACAAAUGCGAUCAUUUCCAUGACUGGGAAAAUGGCCGCAGUCGGUGGCAGUCAUUCUGUGCGAGCAACGUCGCCUCAACCUGAUACUGUUCCCAAGGGUCUCGCGCCCAGAUGGGGCCGUGACCGUGCAAAGAGCGAGUUACCGCGACCAAGUACACCUGGUCUAUUCAGCCUAAUGCAAAACGAAGGAGGCCCGCCCGUCGCGAACUUGGCUCCAUUCCACAAAGUGCGCCUCGAUCCAGAUGAGCUGCAACCAGGCCCAGUAUCCCAAGUCAACGCGUCAGACGCCGAAGACAAUGAGGAAACAGAAGUCCGCGUAAAAAAAACGCACCCGAUGGAAUUCCCCAUGCCAUCUACGUUGCCCGUGCCGAGCAAGGAGGGUUUCAAGUCGCAGAUCAUGCAGCUCAACCCGCGCUUGUGUGGAAGCCUCAUUGACCGCUUUGCUGACGAGCAGGUGCGUCGACACCGGAAAUUGGUUGAGUAUCAACAAGCGCACACCACUGCAAUAUCUAGAGGAUUUUGCGAGUCUGGUGAGUUUUGCUUUGCGGUGGGUGGACAGGCGAAAUUACUGGCGCCCAAUAGACCGGCCGCGGAUGGGGACUGUGGGCAUACACAAUAUCGUGUCCUGGACGAUGACGACGCUCCUCAGGGUACGAGUGAAGGGAUAAUGGUAGCUGCAGCUCAACUUCCCGCCGGUGUGCCCUUCCCCCCCGUUGCUCGACUACCAGCUGUAUUUGAGUGCAAUGUUUGUUUUCAAGUCAAAGAGAUCAAGAAACCAUCAGACUGGUCAAAGCACGUCUAUGAGGACGUACAGCCUUUCACAUGCACAUUCCCCGACUGCACUGAGCCAAAGUCGUUCAAACGGAAGGCUGACUGGGUUCGUCACGAGAAUGAGCGACAUCGUCAGCCGGAGUGGUGGACCUGUUCGAUUGAUGGUUGCGCUCAUAGAUGCUUCCGAAAAAACAACUUCAUCCAGCACCUGAAGCGGGAGCACAAAUUUGAAGACAGCCCUGCUGCUCCAGGCAUAGUGGGCAGGCUGGCCACUGAUCACCAUGGGAGGACUAUCGAGCAAUUGGUCGAGGAAUGCAAGCACACUGCAGGCACUACCCCGGCGCAAGAGUCUUGUCCGUUCUGCGACAAUCAUUGCAGUUCGAUCAAGAAACUGACGGCUCAUGUGGCGAAGCACAUGGAACAAUUAGCCAUGCCGGUUUUGCGAUUGGUGAUGCAGAGUGGCGUCGCGUCGAACCAGAUGCAGGCGGUACAACCGACACAGGAGCAACCUACUUGUUUCUCCUCAGCCUCCUUUGGGAAAGGGGUUGAUGGCAGUAAGAUCAAUAGUGAUGCGUUGACCACCACAUUCCAGUCCCAGGUCUCGGCGCCACUGCAAUUUCCGGAGCUGGCCGCUUCAGCCCCAGCCCCGGGUUAUUCUGAUCAGUUUUCUGGCAUGAACUACACUAGCAUGACCGGUGGCGAGAUUUUGAUGGAGCCAGAAGAGAUAAUUGACCCAAUCCAGACGAAUGGUCCAUUUGAGGACCAAUGUGCUACUACCGUCGAAUCUUUCAGUGCAAGUCAAACGCACCCUCCAGCCACGAUGCCCGCCACGCUCAACUUGCAGAGCCACGCGCGUUCAAACCUCCAUGCCUUUGCCCAUGCCAACGUCCACGCUCACCCACACCCCUUACAUCAAAUGUCUGUCUCUUAUCCGCCACUCUGCACGCCGAGAAUCGCUGGUUCCGCAGUUGGCCCAACUUCCUAUUCUGUCUCCUCUCAGUUGCCGCCCCAGGCGCUGCCGACACAACAGGCAGUAGCGUCGGCGGCGAUGGGUCUGGACACAGUUUACAGCGUGCAACAGCCGAUAUCCGAACAGGUUGAUUACCAAGCAUAUCGGGCAGUCGUGCCUCCCACGAACCCGUAUGUCCACGUGCAGGCACAGUACGAUUCCAGUUACUCCUCGCAGAUGGGAUAG
Penicillium diatomitis is the source of this 3891-nucleotide messenger RNA. RefSeq names its product putative C2H2 finger domain protein. The transcript has a single exon. Lineage: Eukaryota; Fungi; Ascomycota; Eurotiomycetes; Eurotiales; Aspergillaceae. The record is from RefSeq and is a predicted model, not a curated record. Bases 1 to 3891 code for a protein of 1296 amino acids.